UCGGCCAAACUCAAGUGAAUUACAUUCCCCGACGGCUUCGUGGUUUUCUGGACAAUUUUUAUCCAAUUCCGUGGCGUGUAAGAGUGGUAAUUCCAUGUUAUCUAUCUUUUGUGCCCUACUCACAAAUGUCAGACCGUCUUCGUUAAACACUUUCCAGUAUGGAUUAAAUCGCUAUUUGAAGGCUCUGCACCACUGUAAGAAAUCUAACAUCAUCAGAGACCCUGCAUUUUCCGAUGCAAAUGAAAUGCUUGAAAAUAUGGAAAAGAUGACUAAGGCCAUAUUUGCAGUGAAAGUGGACAGUACUGGACUGAAAUACGUACAUAAGGCUGUGGACGAACUGACAAAAAAUCAUAGAGCUUGUGACAAAGAUAAUGUUUCUGGUUUCAUGCCAGAAGAACCAGACUCACUCAUGUGUCGGGUGCCUUUAUUUCAAACAUACAUCGAUAAACUGCAUUCUGAUCUGGACAGGCUCUGGCAGAACCUAAACAUUCGUUCCUGGAUGAAGAAAGUUUCUGGUUUACCGGAAAACCAGGGGGAAAGGACACCUUAUCACGCUUCAUGUCCAAACUUAGUGGAUAUUCUAAUCUGUCCCAAAUAUAUACCAAUCACAGCAUCCGUGCCACAGGGGCCACGAUACUUUCACAGUUCAACUUCAGCGCGUCGCAAAUUAUGGCGGUCACACGUCAAAAUUUAA
Liolophura sinensis is the source of this 694-nucleotide messenger RNA. RefSeq lists its product as uncharacterized. The coding region runs from base 95 to 694 and encodes 199 amino acids. The transcript is spliced from 3 exons. The record is from RefSeq and is a predicted model, not a curated record. Lineage: Eukaryota; Metazoa; Mollusca; Polyplacophora; Chitonida; Chitonidae.